UUUAUUAAGCUCUGGUAAUCUGCAAACAGAGUGGAGAUAGGCAACCAGCCAGGGCAGGCCCCCCGCCGGGCACUAAUCAAAAGCAAACAGCCCUGUCAGCAUGUGGGGGCCUUGCUAGGUGGGUCCAGGCACCUGGGAGCUAUGCAGACCCCUGCAGCACCCCUUUCUCUAUCAGCUCCUAGAGCGUACUUGCGGCCCUUAUAAAGCCCCUGGGGCCUCAGUUCACUAAGGCCAGGAAAGAGAAAGCAGAUGAUGAAGCGGGAGCUGUGGCUGCUGGCAGCGCUGGUGGUGCUAUGGGGCGACAGUGCGGCAGGGGCCCCCUGGGGCCCCACGCGAUGCAUACCCAUCCCUCCAGCCAUGGCCCUGUGCCACAACAUAGGCUACACAGAAAUGAGGCUGCCCAACUUGCUGGACCACGACACUGCGGCCGAGGCCAUUCAACAGUCGGUCAGCUGGCUGCCCCUGCUCGCUCGGGAGUGCCACCCUGAUGCCCGUCUCUUCCUCUGUUCCCUCUUUGCCCCUGUGUGCCUUGACAGGGUCAUCUACCCUUGCCGCAGCCUGUGUGAGGCUGUGCAAGCCAGCUGUGCUCCCAUCAUGGCCUGCUACGGCUACCCCUGGCCAGCCAUCCUGCAUUGUGGACGCUUCCCCGCAGGUCAUGGUCUCUGUGUUGGGGCUGUGGCCAGUGGCUCCCGCCUGGAUCGCCCAUUGCCACAGGCCAGCUGCCGAGACUGCGAGUUGCAGGUGGCGGCUUCAUCCAAGGAGGUCCUGGACACGUUCUGCGCCAGUGACUUUGCGGUCAAGGUCAGGCUCUCCUGGUGCAACAGUACGAUGUCUGGCCCCUGGGACUGUGACUUGGACUCAAGGCUGGAGGUGCUGAAAGCGGGGCUCCUGCCCCCCACGGAGCUGGCACCCACCCUGCGACGCUCACUGCAGCUGGAUGUCACAUGUGUGUACAACCUCCUGCGAGGCAGGCACGCAGGGAUCUUUGUGCUGAGUGGGCAGGUGCAGGACCAUCGGCUGCUGGUAACCACAGCCUACUCCUGGAGCCGAACCCACCGGAAUCUGCAGCUGGCAGUACGUAGGUGGCACCAUCACCAGUGUCAAGAAUAGGAACCAACCCCAACUGGGAAAGGCUGGGAUUCUGUAGCUGUGGCCCCUUGCCCUAUGCUUCCCCAAGAGAGACCCAAAAUCCUUUUUCUGCUGCUCUACCCUACUCCACCAAGGAGAAGGGAAGACCCAAGUCCAGAGAG
Messenger RNA from Ochotona princeps (American pika), 1250 nucleotides. Its product is annotated as secreted frizzled-related protein 5-like. The record is from RefSeq and is a predicted model, not a curated record. The transcript is spliced from 4 exons. Bases 250 to 1110 code for a protein of 286 amino acids. Gene Ontology annotation, biological process: non-canonical Wnt signaling pathway; canonical Wnt signaling pathway; negative regulation of canonical Wnt signaling pathway. Gene Ontology annotation, molecular function: Wnt-protein binding. Lineage: Eukaryota; Metazoa; Chordata; Mammalia; Lagomorpha; Ochotonidae.